This is a messenger RNA of Emiliania huxleyi CCMP1516, 612 nucleotides long. RefSeq lists its product as hypothetical. Gene Ontology annotation, molecular function: sulfotransferase activity. The transcript is spliced from 3 exons. Lineage: Eukaryota; Haptophyta; Isochrysidales; Noelaerhabdaceae. Bases 1 to 612 code for a protein of 203 amino acids. The record is from RefSeq and is a predicted model, not a curated record. Gene Ontology annotation, cellular component: membrane.
AUGGUGUGGAGCCGCCGCAAUAGUCUCAACCAGACUGGCAACGUGGUGCUCGCUUUCGUCGAUAUCUAUAAAGCGAAGCCGAAGAGAUUCGAGCUGCUUCCAACUUCGUCAUCCAAGCUCUCUCGGCCGGAGGCGGCGCUUGGCGUGCGUGGAACGUAUUUUGCCUUUGUACGCGAGCCGAUGGAGCGGUUCCUCUCUGGCUAUGAUGAGGCAACGCUCUACACACACAAGAUGUGCUGCCUACGCGAUCCUAGGAAAAAGGGCGAAACGCAGGAGUGGCAUGUGGCGAGGUUGAGCCUCCAUCGGCUCCAUCACGCGGAAGCGGGCGCACUGCGUGCAUACGGCGACCGUAUGACGUUCGUCGGUCGCGUCGAGAGACUUGUUUCCGACUGGGAUGAACUGUCGCGGCGCACUGGCGGCUUUGCGCCGCCGUACAGUGCGCUCAUCAACAGCCUCGGACAGCAUGAGUCGUCCCUUGCUAAGAGUGGCCGUAGGAGCGCCCUGCGUGCAUUGCUGGAGGAGGACGUGCCGCUGCGUGCGGCGCUUGAUGAGCUGCUCCACAUUGAUUUCGCUUGCUUUGGCUAUCCGCAUUUGCUUGGGCGUGAGACCUGA